Sphaeroforma arctica JP610 is the source of this 939-nucleotide messenger RNA. RefSeq lists its product as hypothetical. NCBI's taxonomy places the organism in Eukaryota, Ichthyosporea, Ichthyophonida. The coding region runs from base 157 to 405 and encodes 82 amino acids. The transcript is spliced from 2 exons. Gene Ontology annotation, cellular component: mitochondrion. The record is from RefSeq and is a predicted model, not a curated record.
UACAUCCAACUACUUCAACACGUACUCAAGUACAUCCAACUACUUCAAUACGUACUCAAGUACAUCCAACUACUUCAAUACGUACUCAAGUACAUCCAACUACUUCAAUACGUACUCAAGUACAUCCAACUACUUCAAUACAAGCCACUUACCAGAAUGCACCCACAAUUGGCUCGACAUGUGCACCCCACCUGCCAGGAUGCUAUCGACGCAUUAGAGGCCUGUCACAGAGAGAACUCCUUUAGAAAGUUCCUGGGCGAGUGCAACGAUGCGAAGACCCAGCUUGACCGUUGCUUGUAUGACGAGUACAAAGUGGAGCAAAAGAGGAAUCUGGCUGAGUCUAGAAGGAGGCGUACGGCGUUCAAAGCAAACAUGAAAGAAAGCCAGGAAGCAGGUGAAGAAUAAAGCCCCACGACUGUACAGAGAAGUGCCAUCUUGUGUUCCACGACGCAUUCAAUUAGUAUCGAGCAUGCUGGUCCUAAGAUUUUAUUGUGUAAGGAUGCUGCUUAACAGUGUAGCCGAUUUAUGCAUACUUGCAGCUAGUAAGGUCUAGAAUGGUAUUAAUAUAGACUUUAUACAUUCUUUGGUUGCUAUGUCCGUGUACUUGUAUAGAAGUAUCGAUGGAGCUGAAUAUUCACCUGGCCAGUAUAUGGCUGUGCUAAAGUGGUCGCAACAUGUUUUGCGUUUACAUCAAUGGAAAUGCGAUGGUGAGGUCUUGAUUUAACUACCUGACGAACCGUUGUUCAAUAGUUGUAUGGUCCAGGACCUGAUGGGAUUGAGAUGAAUCUUUUUGCAUCCGCCAACCAGGGCAUUCAGCUCAAUAUUCAAUAUCACACAGGAGGGUGUCCAAAGCAAGUAACUUGUCAUGAUGAGCCAAUAUACUAUAAUCAAAAGCACUUCCGGCUUGGAUAUAUUAAACUAAUAUGAUGCACUCUCUCA